AAAAAAAAGUAGCGCUAGUGUAUCUCUUAUAAAUGAACCUUGUAUAUCCGGCUUAUCUAAUUAGUUGCGCUUUUUCAAGGCCAUUGAAACUUACCAUAGAAAAAGCAUAGUUAUAUUAAACAAUCGUAUAAAAUAAUAAAGUUGUAUAUUUAAGAUGAAGUGGAUAUUAUUUAACAGUGCAUUCCUAAUAUGUAGUUGCUUCAUUUUAUGUCAAGAUAUUGUAUUUCCAAAUGAUGAGGAAUUAUCUCAUGUGAGUGGAAAUAAACCGAUGAUAACAGAGCGUAUUCCUGUGUCAAUACCAGAUCAUUGUCCAACCAAUAUGCUUGUUUAUCCAAGUGAUGGAAAUAAUGUUGCUUGGGUGUGCGAUUGUAGACCAAGAUUUUUAUACCUUCCUUUAAAUGAUUCGUGUUAUGAAGCCUAUAGACAAGGACCUUGUUCUCCACAACAUUAUUUAGUUCUUCCUGAAGGAGAAGCAAUCCCACAAUGUGUUAAAAAUCCAUGUUUAGAAGAUGGUUUGGUUAAAUACAAUAAUACAUGUUAUGCUCUUAAUACAAUUGGUGGUCCUUGCGCACCCAGUGUAAUAGGUGUCAAUGAAACUAAUUUUCAACUGGAAUGCAUAUCAAUCGAUAUUGCACCUUUUGUAAUAAUUAAAGCACCUACACGAAACUGUCCUCCAGGUAGUCGUAGAACUACAUUAGGUUUCUGCAAGACACCAAUAUAAAUUUCUUUUUAUAUGAUCUAUCGAAUUUUAAAUAUGAAACAACUGAAAAAAUUUAUUUAUUAAUGAAAAGAUAAAAGAUAUUUAAUGAAUAAAAAUAAAUAAUGAACAUUAUAAUAUA
Messenger RNA from Vespa velutina, 839 nucleotides. RefSeq lists its product as uncharacterized. The transcript is spliced from 2 exons. The coding region runs from base 155 to 721 and encodes 188 amino acids. NCBI's taxonomy places the organism in Eukaryota, Metazoa, Arthropoda, Insecta, Hymenoptera, Vespidae. The record is from RefSeq and is a predicted model, not a curated record.